Molecule: messenger RNA, 3720 nt
Organism: Euleptes europaea (tarantolino)
Lineage: Eukaryota; Metazoa; Chordata; Lepidosauria; Squamata; Sphaerodactylidae
Product: centromere protein J-like
Exons: 16
Coding region: 1-3720 (1239 amino acids)
Biological process (GO): cilium assembly; centriole elongation
Cellular component (GO): centrosome; centriole; nucleus
Molecular function (GO): tubulin binding
Source: RefSeq, a predicted model, not a curated record
AUGGAAGCUGAUCCUUUAAAAAAUGAAGACUGUGUGUCUCGGUGGGUUGCUGAAGGUUCACUGGGGUGGGCUCUGCCCUCUCCUAGCAAAACUGACCGCAAAGUGGGAUCCUCUUUAGGUCUGGGCUGGGCCAACAGCAUGAAUGAAUCCUUCUGUGGACAGUUUACAUCCUUGCACACUUCUGCAAACGUAAUGCUGGGAGGAGACGUUGCUUUACCAGGUGACGCAGUCCACUCACAAACCUUUCAGGAAACAAAGCCACUCCAUGACUUGGCUAGCCCUAGUCUUCUUCCACACGUACUGCAACCAAAUCACACUGGAAUAUUUCCUGCCUGUCCGAAUCAUGAAUCUUUGGGAAUUCCACAAGUUUCUACUGCUACUUCUCCUCCUUUGAAAUCUCAGGAAGCCAUAUUCUGUCAAAACAGGGAACAGAAUCCAGGGCAGCAGGAACAGCUGAUGAUACGCCAGAUGGAGCACCUGCAGAGGCUGGUAACUGAACAGCAGAAAAUUAUUGCGUUCUAUAACCCAGGCUUUUCAGUUCCCCCUGGUAGUUCUCCCCAUCUGCUUGCUACGAUGCCACCCCUUCCGAGAGUCCCUGCUGCUUUAUUUCCUGCCCAGCUCCCUUUAAAGAACACUUUACCAGUUCAGGAUAGUGGAGUUUCACCAGUCACCCCCUUACUCAUGGAACAUACUUUACAGCAAUGUGCCACAGGAACCUCAGCGAAUGGCAGCUGUUCAGAAGCUUCAAGGAAACACCCUGAAUCACAGGCAAUAGAGCCUUGCCUUGAAACCUUGCCUGCUAUUAAAGAAGAGAAGGGGGAACAAGAAAUUGAUGAACACACAUCCCUUUCUCCCUUUGGAGUAAGAAUAAAUUCAAGCACUACAAAUGUGGAUGACAGAUCUAUGAGACCUGGAAUUGGUGCAAGACAGAAAACAUUUGAGGAGCUUACUGAGGAGAAACUUAAAGUACAUUCUCAAAGAACAGGGAAGCAGCAGAAGAACUCCUGUGAUACUGACGUAGCUGCUCGGACGUCAUUCCUAAAAAGUGGGGAAGGCACAAGACUUGAAAAAAAUAAGGAGAACCUUCUUCGCAAAGAGCAAACCAACCUUCUCAGAAGAGUCAGCUUUGAUUGCCAAAAUCACUUUGCAUGGCCUGCCCACUGCGACACUGAAAAAUUGUUGGGAAAGCACGCACAACUAAAAAGACAGGGCAGUAGUCCUAUGAUGCUGUUCAUGGAUGGCAAAAUUGCAAAUUGUAUUACUCCCACGGAUAUAAAUUGCCAACAUAACCGUCUGGAGCAAAGACCAGGAGAAACAAAUGAAAGUAGUAACACUGGUGGUCAUGAUGGUGAAGAAACGGUAAACAAAGAAGAACCUGAUGUACGUUCUCAGAUUAACUGCACUGAAUGUCACAAACAAAUAAAUGUAACCAAGGCAAAAGUGUUUGAUGAAACUGACAUGUCAUGUCCCGGUUCCCAAGACCACUCAGAUGGGGAUAACGAUAGAUCAAUAGACACUAAAAUUCCAGUUUGGCAUAAGGAAAAUUUGGAGGUUGGUGUAUCACAGGUAACAGGGUGGUCCAUAGAUGCUUCACUGAACACCUCUAAGCUUCAGAACUUCAAAGAAAAUAAAACGAAUCUAGCAAAUCAGAACUCCAGGCUCCAGGUUACUCAAGCUGUGAAUGACAAAAGGUCGGAGAUCAAAGUAGAAAGUGGCCCUGGGUUUAAGAAGGUCAAUGACCAAAUAGUAAAAGUUGUUUCUAAGUCAAACAGGAAACAGGCAGCCACAAUAGCUAAUUCCCAGAGGAAGCAACACCUCAGUGCAGGUGCUGCUGACAGAUGGAAAAGAAGUCCCCCUUCUAGUGAUUCAGACUUCACAUCUACUGAUAGUGAAGAUGAACCCAAGUCUCAUUGCUCUCAGUACCCUGUAAGGCCGGGCACCCACAGAGCGACUAAUAGAGAUCACAGUUUGGAUCUUUCUGAUGCUGACUAUGCUACUGAUGAGCCCAGUGGCCCUGAAGAUGGAAAACACCCUGCCAAGAAGGUUGAAGUUCAGGAGCUAGCAGGUCAACAGGAAACCUCCCUCAUCACAAGCAGCAGCAGCGAGUCUAGCACUGGAAUUGGCAGCUUGAAAGAUACGACGACUCACUCUCCUCUUAGGAAGUCUCCUUUCCGUCCCUCAAAAACUGCAAAGGAUGGGAGAGAACCUGAGACGUGGUGGGAAAGCAGUGCCAGCCACAGUAUGGAAUGCCGUUUGCAGCCUCGUUCUUUGACAAGGGAUCUUGUGGCCAGCCUCUUCCCUGUUUUCAAGACUAAAGCAAGUGCAGAAGAUGAGAAAGCUGCACUAGAGGAAGUUAAAAAAAGGCCCACAGACAAGUUGGAGGAAUGGGAAACAGACAUUAAAGUACAGCAUCGAGAAACUUCUCUGCUAGCUCAGAUGAAGGAGGAACAAGCAAAAGCAAUGGCUUUCCUUAGAAGACAAAUAAACCAGCUUGAGACCAACCAGCUUCAAGAGUUGCAUCAUCUAGAAGAAGGCAAGAGUGAGGAAGCAGUGGAACCGCAGAAAGAAAACGAAGGGUUUAAGAAACACAUAGUUAAAGAGGAGGAAGAAUCAGCAGAAAUAAAAAUGCUAAGGCAGCAAAUAUCAGGGCUACAGGAGGAGAUUAGGAGAAAUGAGUCUCGCUGGCAUGCUGCCCAUGGUGAGCUGAGAAGUCAGGUGGAAGCCCUGACCAAGCAGAACCUGGAGCUUCAAGUUGACCUCAGAGUAUCUGAGCAUCGAAGGAUGGAGGCCAAGAGAAGUCACGGACCUGUGGAUUUUAUUGAAAGAGGAGCUGAAGUGCCGGUUUUGAAAGCUGUUUUGGGAGGGGCCUCGCCCCACAAUUCACUGGAAGAGAGACCAUCACGAGGUAACCAUAGGAGUCGCAUCAGUAUGCAUGCUACAAGAAGUUCACUGCAAAGGUCUGAGUCACUGAAAUCUGCAACAGGAGCACACAGAGAAAAGAGCCCACCUAAAUCUCUUCAUAGUGGAAACGUGUCCCCUACAGGUCGGAGGAUACUUCAUCAACCACCCUUUGAAAAUUCCUCUCCAAAGUCAAUCCUGUCUAGAAAACCACCACUAUAUGUGGAAAGUAAGAAGGAUGAGGAUGUGAAAGAAAAAAUAGAGUAUCCAGAUGGAAAGGUGGAACAGCUGUUUGCUGAUGGACGCAGAAUUAUGACUUUCCGCAAUGGCACGAAAAAGGAGAUAAGUGCUGAUAAAAGGACCACUCUUCUUACUUUUUUCAAUGGAGACAUUAAGAAGACCCUGCCAGAUCAGAGAGUGAUUUACUAUUAUGCAGAUGCCCAGACGACUCACAUCACUUAUCCAAAUGGCAUGGAGAUACUACAGUUUCCUAAUCACCAGAUUGAAAAACACCAUCCAGAUGGUACCAAGGAAAUUGUGUUUCCUGACCAGACUAUUAAACGACUAUAUGAUGGAGGUAUUGAAGAAACUGUUUUCCCUGAUGGCACAGUUGUCAAAGUAGAAAAGAAUGGAGCUAAAACCAUCUUGUUCAGUAAUGGACAAAAGGAGAUUCAGACUGCAGAAUUCAAGAGAAGAGAGUACACUGAUGGCACUAUAAAGACCGUGUAUGCUAAUGGCCGUCAGGAAACCAAGUAUUCUUCUGGACGGGUUCGAAUAAAAGAUUCGAGAAGAGGGGGGGGACUCAUCCUUGAUCAAAAGUGA